This is a messenger RNA of Centropristis striata (black sea bass), 1781 nucleotides long. It is a transcript of the gene neurod1, whose product is annotated as neuronal differentiation 1. Gene Ontology annotation, molecular function: protein dimerization activity. Gene Ontology annotation, biological process: nervous system development; regulation of DNA-templated transcription. The record is from RefSeq and is a predicted model, not a curated record. Bases 197 to 1225 code for a protein of 342 amino acids. The transcript is spliced from 4 exons. NCBI's taxonomy places the organism in Eukaryota, Metazoa, Chordata, Actinopteri, Perciformes, Serranidae.
UGUGUGUGUGUGUGUGUGUGUGUGUGUGUGUGUGAUGCUGAGUAUAAAACCAGCAUCUUCCCACCAACACACACCUCAGACCGAUCAGAGCAGAUCACGCACAGUCACGCACGGACACGGUCGUAGAGCGCGCGGGAUGCGUGCGAUCUGACUACCAGCGGCUCGUUACAACAGUCUCAAACAGAGAAUCAGCAUCAUGACCAGGUCUGUGCAGGAGGACCAGGACUCAGUGGAGUCUCAGGAGCUGCAGGAGCUGGACAGCCCCUCAGAGGAAGCAGGAGAAGGACUGGGAGAGGAAGAGGAGAAGGACAGCCUUCAGCACAUGGAGGAAGACGAUGACGAUGAUGAGGAGGAAGAGGAGGAGGACGACGGCGAGAACAAACCCAAGAGGCGAGGGCCGAAGAAGAAGAAGAUGACGAAGGCUCGUAUUCAGAGGUUUAAAGUCCGUCGGAUGAAAGCGAACGCCCGGGAGAGGAACCGCAUGCACGGGCUGAACGACGCUUUGGAGAGUCUGCGGAAAAUCGUCCCUUGUUACUCCAAAACCCAGAAACUGUCCAAGAUCGAGACACUCCGCCUUGCCAAGAACUACAUCUGGGCCCUGAGUGAAGUCCUGCGAUCUGGCAAGGCACCCGACCUCAUGAGCUUCGUCCAGGCGCUCUGCAAAGGUCUGUCUCAGCCGACCACUAACCUGGUUGCGGGCUGCCUGCAGCUGAAUCCUCGGACUUUCCUGCCAGAGCAGACACCCGACCUGCCAGUUCACCUUCCCCCCGCUGGUGCUGCCACCUACCCUGGACACUACUCCUACCAGAGCCCCGGUCUGACGGCCGGCCUGCCCAGCCCGCCCUACGGCACCAUGGAGCCCUCCCACAUCUUCCACCAGGUCAAAGGUCAGCCGUACGGCCCGCUGGAGCCCUUCUUCGAUGGUGUCUUGGUGUCAGACGGCCCUGCGUUUGACCCGCCCCUCAGCCCACCGCUCAGCAUCAAUGGGAACUUCUCAUCCUUCAAACAGGAGACCAUGGCGGCGGCCGAAUACGACAAGAGUUUCCCCUUCAGCGUGCACUAUGGUGGCGGAGGAGCUGGGGGACACCCUGCUAUCUAUGGCGGCGGGGGGUCCAACCCGCGGUGCGGUGAGCUGCCGGUGGACGGGCUGAUGGGCUUUGACGGACACACGCACCAUGAGCGGAUGAUGAAUGCCCAGCUGAACGCCAUCUUCCACGACUCCUGAGGAAAAGGGGGAUGGAGGACUGAGAAUGAAUGAAGACAGAGAGACAGUACUAUAAAGAGAGACAGAAGUUCUGUGUAUGUCUAUCACUUCUUUCUGUCUUUCUCUUCUUCUUUCUGUCUGCGUCAGGCUCUAAACUCCUCCUCACCAUGUGGGCAUUGAUUACGAUGACGACGAUGUCAUGUACGUUGAUGAUAUAACUUUCUUUGUAGCGCUUCAUCCUGCAGGAGACGCUCUCCGAAUGUCUCGUUAUUAUCCAUAUUAUCACUUAAAAAUAAUCAAUAAUCAAUAAGCAAUAAUCUGGAGGAAACUAUGCAAUUUUGUUCAAACCUGAGCCACGCUCAACUGAUAAUUCCAAAUGUUGAAAGAAUAAAGAUUUCUCUAUUUUUGGGUCUGUGUGUAAGGCGCGUCGAGCCGGUGUCGGGCUGAAGUGUUCAUGUUGUUCACGUGGUUUUUACUUUUUGCUUUUUAUAACGUUCCUGUAGCGUUCUGUUGACAUUUCAUGUGACUCUUGUUCAUAUUUUAUAAGAUAGAUGUUUAUAAAGGCCUUUUAUUAAAA